Molecule: messenger RNA, 1905 nt
Organism: Huiozyma naganishii CBS 8797
Lineage: Eukaryota; Fungi; Ascomycota; Saccharomycetes; Saccharomycetales; Saccharomycetaceae
Gene: TBF1
Product: Tbf1p
Exons: 1
Coding region: 1-1905 (634 amino acids)
Biological process (GO): telomere maintenance via telomere lengthening
Molecular function (GO): protein homodimerization activity; double-stranded telomeric DNA binding
Source: RefSeq, a predicted model, not a curated record
AUGGGGCGUAAUAAUGAAACUGAGUACGUUUCUGUGGAAAGUAGCGCCGCAAACAACAAUAACAACAACGGUAACGGGUAUAUUGGCGAUGGUGCAGCGAUUGCGAAUGAGGUAGGAAAAGUGGAAGAAGAGACCGCCGUCAACAAUUGCGAAAGCCUCAACAGGUUUAACAGCAUUAUACAGCUGCUGCCCCUCAGGACGAGGCUGACAAUAUCGUCCCUUUGUCUGCUCGAUAACGUGUCCACGCAGAUGCUAAGGUUCUUGCUCUUCAACGCCAAUUCUCCACAGGUACUCGCGAUGUUCACGGAUGCGGCGAACUACUUGAACUCGAGCGAGACGGAAACUUUCCAGGUUCUAUUGCAAUUGUUCAAACAGGUGCGGCUGAUAUACAACGCUCGGUCGCCCCUGUUGAACGUUCACGACGUCGCUCCAGGUCUGUGGUUCCCCAAUUCCCCACCUCCGUUGCUACUCAGAGGCCACGAGGCGUUCAUAAUUGCUGCCAUCAGGAAGACGAACCUGCUGACUUUCAUACUCACGACGCUCAACUGCUUCAAUUACGGGUUCGAUCUUUUGCAGAACACGUUCUUGGACAUCUUCUGCCCAAACACACUCUACACGGGGACCACCACGACGGACCAGAAUGGGAAGUUUUUGAAAUCGCAGGCGAUCCUGUACUUGGACUUGAAGACGCAGGCCUACAUUUCCGGGUUGAAACCACACGAGGACGAAAAUCAAUGCGUCACGGAGGAAAGCGUGUCUGAAUUGCUGGAUAUUAUCUUCCCAAACGAUCUCCCCGACAAACUCGUAGCGAGGAGGACAGGCGCACAGGUGCAAGCGUCCAACGAGACACUGACCACAUCAGAGAGAGACUUUAUCGACCGGUGUAUCCGUCGUAAAGAAAAUCUUUCCCGCUUCAGUGACACCAAGGAACUGGGGGAAAGCUACGACUGGAACCACUUUAUCAAGGAGUUGCUCGACUACUGCAACAAAAACAUGGGACUCAUUAUCUGGGGACAGAAGGGCCGCGGGAAGUCCCCGCUGUUUAUGUUUGACACGGAGGAGUUCGACCCACAAGUCCUAUACGCCUCGGGCGCAGCAGAGGUGAGUCCACGGACCACAACAUCGGAACCGACAAAGAAGAAGAAGCAGAAGCAAAACAAGAAGACGAUGACGGCAGCGGAGAAAAAAAUGGCAACCACUCCACAGGAACCUGGGACAAACGCUUCCCAGACAAGGGACCACACGGAUGUUACCUUGGAAAACGUUGACGAGGCACUAGUGGGGGGUCCUGACUCCACCGCGGGGGAAGGGUACGCGGCAAUGCCACUGGACCCUACAGACAGGAGCAAGAGAAAUAACGCCAUGACCGAAUAUAUCGUCAACGCUGCCGUGGCUGCAUCCGGUACGAACGGGAUCAAGAAGUUGAAGUCGAAGCGCACGUGGUCCAAGGAUGAGGAAGACGCCCUGGUAGAAGGACUCAGGGUGGUCGGCUCGUCGUGGUCUAAAAUACUCGAUCUGUAUGGGCCUGGUGGGAAAGUAUCGGAGAGCUUGAAAAACAGAACUCAAGUACAGUUGAAGGACAAAGCUAGGAAUUGGAAACUACAGUAUCUGAAAAAUAACAGGGAACUUCCCGAGUACCUGAUAAAAGUGACUGGUAAUUUGGAGAACAUAAACCGAAGUAAGAAGAAGGCGAAACCCAGCGCAUUAGCACCAACACCAGCGCCAGCACCAGAACCGCUGUCAACACUCGAAGAAAGUCAAAUAGACGAUCGCCGAAUGAGCGAAGCGGAGAUGUUGGACCCAGCGGCAGCUAGACGUAUAGACCAAGACCCCUCUGAUGGCCUCUUCGAUGGCACGAACACUGAAAGCGCAGAAUUUGAUCCAAACCUAGAAACCAGCAUGUAG